This is a messenger RNA of Didymosphaeria variabile, 1203 nucleotides long. RefSeq lists its product as uncharacterized. The coding region runs from base 1 to 1203 and encodes 400 amino acids. Gene Ontology annotation, cellular component: mannan polymerase complex. Gene Ontology annotation, biological process: protein N-linked glycosylation. The transcript has a single exon. The record is from RefSeq and is a predicted model, not a curated record. Gene Ontology annotation, molecular function: alpha-1,6-mannosyltransferase activity. NCBI's taxonomy places the organism in Eukaryota, Fungi, Ascomycota, Dothideomycetes, Pleosporales, Didymosphaeriaceae.
AUGCCAAAGCGGUCCUUCAGACCUCCACCGCUGAAGCUCCAUCUUGACACAAAGAUGCCCGUCCAUUCGCCAAUUGCCUCACACUUCAGGAGCAGACUGACCACUCAAGUCCGAAGAGUGCUCCCGGCAUACCUGGCUCUUUUGUUCAUCUUCCUCUUCUUCGCCAAUACCCAUUUCUUCACUGCACCUCUUCGGGCGGCGCACAAGUACAGGAGGGAGCUCAAGUAUCAGCAGCCCUUGCAAGCAUCCACAACCACCAUUCCAAAGAAGAUAUGGCAGACAUGGAAACAAGGGCCGCUCGCCUUCGAACAGCGGGAUUCGGACACAGCGAAGACAUGGCCGGCAAAGAAUCCGAACUAUCGAUACGAGGUCCUAACAGAUGAUAACGCACUUGAAUACGUCGAGGAGCACUAUGGCGUCCAUGGAUUCAACCGACCAGACAUCAUUGAUCUCUAUCGAGAGCUCAACAUAACGAUCAUACGAGCAGACCUUCUUCGUUACCUGAUCAUGUAUGCCGAGGGUGGGGUGUAUGCGGAUAUCGACGUGGAGUGCUUGCGACCAGUCGAACGCUUCAUCCCUGAGCGCUAUAACGAGCUCGAGGUCGACAUGAUCAUCGGGGUUGAGAUUGAUGAACCAGCUUUUGGGAACCAUCCUGUCCUAGGAUCUAAGUGUAAAUCUUUCUGCCAAUGGACGUUCGCAGCUAAGCCUCGUCUUCCCGUCAUGAUGAGGUUGAUUGAAAACAUCCAAGAGUGGAUCCAUGGUCUGUCCAAGAAGAAAGGUGUGCCCGUCGGACAGCUUCAGCUUGACUUCAAUGAGGUCAUCAGUGGAACUGGACCUUCGGCUUUCACGGAUGCGGUCCUUGCGCAGAUGACUACAAUGAAUGGUGGUAAAGAAGUAACCUGGGAUCCUUUCCAUAAUCUGGCCGAGUCAAGGCUUGUCAAUGGUAUACUGGUACUGAAUGUAGAAGCUUUUGCCGCAGGCCAAGGGCAUUCUGACUCAGGCAACCACGACUCCAGGGGAGCGUUGGUCAAACACCACUACCAUGCGUCCGGGUGGCCGACACUGCACCCACGCCGCAACCAUCCUAUGUACGGUGAGGUAGAGCAAUGUAACUGGAAGCCUGAAUGCGUUGCCGAAUGGGUAAGUGUUACUCCUGCAAAGGUAUUCCGUUUGGACAUCUUGCUAAUCUUCCGCAUAGGAUAA